Messenger RNA from Zonotrichia leucophrys gambelii, 2082 nucleotides. RefSeq names its product transmembrane serine protease 11E (gene TMPRSS11E). Gene Ontology annotation, biological process: proteolysis. The transcript is spliced from 10 exons. NCBI's taxonomy places the organism in Eukaryota, Metazoa, Chordata, Aves, Passeriformes, Passerellidae. Gene Ontology annotation, cellular component: extracellular region; plasma membrane. The record is from RefSeq and is a predicted model, not a curated record. Gene Ontology annotation, molecular function: serine-type endopeptidase activity.
AUGCUGAGAUGCUGCACAGUGUGUUGUGGUGCUCGGGACGGUGGAGAGAGCUCUUCCCAGAGAGAAGACUUCUUACUGACCUCUUAGUGAUACACAGAGGUGAUGAUCCAGAUGGACAGAGGAGUAAGGCGCUUGGAGCCAUGGAAGAUCGCAGUCAUUGUUGUGUCAGUGAUAGUAGCCUUAGCCCUCAUCAUUGGCUUGAUUGCAUUUCUUUUGGGCCAUGAUCAAGACAGAUAUUACAAUGCCUCCUUCCUAAUCACCAAUGUCAAGUAUAAUCCUCAGUAUGAAAAGCAAACUACAGAGGAGUUCAUGAACAUCAGUGAACGUAUCGAAACUCUGAUGUCUCAAGUAUUCAGGGGGUCCUUUCUAAGUAAAAGAUACAUCAGGUCCCACGUGGUCAGUCUAAGCCCAGAUCCUGUUGGAGUGCUUGCAUCUGUUGUUCUGGUAUUUAAAUUUCCCUCUGCUGACAGUGAAGCAACGACCCGGGAUCAGGUCAACCGUGUGUUACUCAGAAGGCUGAAAGCAAUCUCAACGUUCCUCAAUGUUGACCAGUCUACCAUUAAACUCACAGAGCUGAACAAGGAAAAGGGAGAUAACCUUUUAAACAACUGCUGUGGAAUACGAAGACAGGCAUCCUCCUUCACAGGAGUGGAAAGAAUAACUGAUGGGCAGCGUGCACCAGAGGGAGAAUGGCCAUGGCAGGGGAGCAUUCAACUUGAUGGGAGCCAUCGCUGUGGGGCAUCAAUCAUCAGUAACACCUGGCUGGUGACUGCUGCCCACUGCUUUAGAGAAGUAAGAGACCCUCGGAGGUGGACUGCCAGCUUUGGAAUUCUGCUGAGACCUCCAAAACAGAAAAAAUUAGUGCGCAGAAUUAUUGUUCACGAGAGAUAUGGUGGCGUUCUCCUUGAUCACGAGUAUGACGUGGCUGUUGUGGAACUUGCCUCUCCUAUUGAGUUCACAAGUGAUGUGCACAGUGUCUGCCUUCCUGAAGCAUCUCAUGUUUUCCCAGACAACGCUUCCUGUUUUGUCACUGGCUGGGGAGCUUUGGAGAAUGAUGGCUACAGUGUUAAUCAGCUUCGACAAGCAGAAGUGAGAAUUAUAAGUACUGCAGUUUGUAAUAGGAGAGAAGUGUACGGCGGAGCGAUAACAGCUGGAAUGUUGUGUGCUGGAUACUUGGAAGGGCAGGUGGAUGCUUGCCAGGGUGACUCUGGUGGGCCACUGGUGCAUGCAAAUUCCAGAGGAAUCUGGUAUCUUGCGGGAAUAGUAAGCUGGGGAGAUGAAUGUGGCAAGCCAAAUAAACCAGGAGUAUACACACGAGUGACUUACUAUCGAAACUGGAUCCAGUCCAAAACGGGCAUCUGAAACCUGGAGCAGGUUAAGUUCUGUGGGCUGUGUACAGCUAUUCCUCUGACACAUCCUGCUCUGUGGUCGCCCUCUAAGCAGCUGCUGGCUUAGCUUGUGGUGGUGUAUAAAGUACUUGUAAGCUUGGAGCAGUCUGGGACUUGAAAUUGAUUUGGCCUACAGCCAGACAGGAAUGGACUUGAUCCAUGUGACAUUUGUUUGUUCAGGAAGUAGUCUGUCAGAGGGACAACUCCUUCAUCUGUAUGCAAUAUAUUGACCCUUUUUCUACAUGGCCACAUGUCUUGGCCCCAGCUUUUAUACCCAAGCAAAGUGUUUGAGCCCAAACAAUCAUCUGCCAGCAUCCAAGACAAGCUAUAACUGAAACCUGGCCCAUCCAUUUGCUGUGUGCUCACAAGGCCCUGACUAUCCAUAGAAAAGCUACAAUCCAGGCCCUGACUCCAAGGCUGCUGUACUUCUGAAUUCUUGAGCUUUCUCCUGCUUCCAGGAACUGAAAUAUAAUGAAGAAUGGAAGAUGGCUUGGAGAAGUCUUGGCUCCUAAUAUCACACUGGAUUGUUAAUUAAGUGAAUAGAGAACUUUUCCUUGCCUGAGAAAGAAAUUAGUGGAAAACACCAGCUUGUGUCCACCUUCUUUGAACAAGUGAACAUAUGCCUGUUCAUAGUUUCAUAUAAACAGUCUCUGCCACAGCAUUUGCCAGGGGAGUAAUUGCUGGACUUAAGACC